Messenger RNA from Bufo bufo (common toad), 666 nucleotides. RefSeq names its product alpha-1,4-N-acetylglucosaminyltransferase-like. NCBI's taxonomy places the organism in Eukaryota, Metazoa, Chordata, Amphibia, Anura, Bufonidae. The record is from RefSeq and is a predicted model, not a curated record. The coding region runs from base 1 to 666 and encodes 221 amino acids. Gene Ontology annotation, biological process: protein O-linked glycosylation. The transcript has a single exon. Gene Ontology annotation, molecular function: acetylglucosaminyltransferase activity.
AUGACUCAUUAUUAUGUAAAUGAUUAUAUUUUUCAGGUUAAACCGCAGAAGGAAGUUUACUGGAUUCAUGUUUUAUCAGAUGCAUGCAGACUUGCAAUUAUAUGGACCUUUGGAGGAAUAUAUAUGGACACUGAUAUCAUCUCCACCCAACCUAUCCCAUCAGAUCAUUUUUUUGCACCUCAGUCCACAGAUAUUUUUAGCAAUGGUGUGUUUGGGCUUCCUCGAAUACAUUCUUUGGCAUGGGAGUUCAUGGACAGCUUUGUUCAGAACUAUAGAGGUGAAGAAUGGGGCCACCAAGGACCAGCACUUAUAACACGAGUUUUAAAACAUAAAUGCAAAAAUGUUGAAAUUAGUCUUAAGGAAAAUGUAACUUGCGGGACACUAACUUUUUUUGUUCCAGACUGCUUUUACCCAGUUCCGUAUCAUGAAUGGAAGAAAUAUUUCAUACAAUGGGAUACUUUUCCAACUUUCAAUAAUUCAUUUGGUUUGCACCUCUGGAACUUUAUGAAUAAAAAUGGGAAAACCAUGGUACCAGGAAGCAACACCCUGGUAGAACAUUUAUACAGCAAAAAUUGUCCCUGUCUUUAUGAAUUAGAAAGGAAGAAACAUGAAUACCAGAUGUUAAUAGCCUCAAACCAGAUCAACAAAACAAAUGGAGAUCACUAA